AUGACAAGCCUUCAGCUCUCUAGCACUUCCCUUUUGCAGUCUGUUGCACGCUUCCUCACAAAGAAGACCAGUUCAGACGAGGUUUAUUCUGAGCUAGCCAUGCAGCAUUACCGCACGCCGGUUAACAUAGGGACCCUUGAUGACGAUGACGAACAUGUCGGCUCCGGUCUAGUCGGCGCGCCUGCCUGUGGUGAUGUUAUGCGCCUUCAGAUCAAGGUCGGGGACGAUGGUAAGAUUUCGGAAGCCAAGUUCAAGACAUUUGGAUGUGGCGCAGCUAUCGCGUCUUCGAGCUACGCCACCUCUCUUCUCCAAGGCAAGAGUUUGGAAGAGGCCUCUCAGAUCAAGAAUACCGAUAUAAGUGAUAAGCUCGGUCUCCCUCCUGUCAAGCUACACUGCAGCGUUCUGGCGGAGGACGCCAUCAGACAAGCUAUAGACGACUACAAGAGAAAGCGGGGAAGCAAGAUACAGGUAUCAAAGUCUUCUUGA
This is a messenger RNA of Giardia duodenalis, 486 nucleotides long. Its product is annotated as Iron-sulfur cluster biosynthesis protein IscU. The coding region runs from base 1 to 486 and encodes 161 amino acids. Gene Ontology annotation, cellular component: mitochondrial matrix; cytoplasm. Gene Ontology annotation, molecular function: ferrous iron binding; 2 iron, 2 sulfur cluster binding. The record is from RefSeq and is a predicted model, not a curated record. Gene Ontology annotation, biological process: intracellular iron ion homeostasis; iron-sulfur cluster assembly. NCBI's taxonomy places the organism in Eukaryota, Fornicata, Diplomonadida, Hexamitidae. The transcript has a single exon.